Molecule: messenger RNA, 1339 nt
Organism: Equus caballus (horse)
Lineage: Eukaryota; Metazoa; Chordata; Mammalia; Perissodactyla; Equidae
Gene: LRRC26
Product: leucine rich repeat containing 26
Cellular component (GO): voltage-gated potassium channel complex
Molecular function (GO): voltage-gated potassium channel activity; potassium channel activator activity; transmembrane transporter binding
Source: RefSeq, a predicted model, not a curated record
GCGGGGGGGUGGCGUCUCGUCAGCGUCGCUGCUGGCGCGGAGCCAUGAGGAGCCCGGGAGCUCCGGGACAGGUGGCUGGCAGUGCCGGGCGCUGGCUUUGUGCCCAGCCCCCGCCCUAGGCGCGGGACGAGCCAUGGGACAGGAACUGCCGGCGCGAGCCCGAGGCGGAGAGUUAAUAUCUGUGCGGGCGCCGCAGGGACGGACGGGCUCCGGGGACGCACGGACAGCAGGCCUCCCCCCGCAGGUCCCACUCCUGCCCCCAUGCGGAGCCCCUCUUUUCUCUCGUGGCCGCCGCCACCACUGUUGCUGCUGCUACUGUCUCCGUGGCCAGUCUCGGCCCAGGCGUCGGCUGCGGCCGCCCCCUCGGGAGCCCGGGGAGACUUGGCCUGCCCCGAGGCGUGCGCGUGCGCGCCAGGCGGUCAGGCCAACUGCUCCCGGCGCGAGCUGCCCGCCGUACCAGGGGGCCUGAACUGGAGCGUGCUCGCGCUGCUGCUGGACCACAACCGCGUGCGCGCGUUGCCGCCCGGUGCCUUCGUGGGCGCUGGGGCACUGCUACGCCUGGACCUGCGCGAGAAUGGGCUGCGCUGGAUGCACGCGCGGGCCUUCUGGGGCCUGGGCGCGCUGCAGCACCUCGACCUCAGCGCCAACCAGCUGGAAGCGCUAGCCCCCGGUACCUUCGCGCGGCUGCGCGCUCUGCGCGCCCUCUCGCUGGCCGGCAAUCGGCUAGCGCGCCUGGAACCUGCGGCCCUGGGCGCACUCCCGCUGCUGCACGAGCUCAGCCUGCAAGAUAACCAGCUGUCUGCGCUCCCUCCCGGCCUACUGGCCUGCCUGCCCGCUCUCAAUGCGCUGCGCCUCCGUGGCAACCCCUGGGCCUGCGGCUGCGCUCUGCGCCCGCUCUGCAUCUGGCUGCGCAGGCACCCACGGCCCGCGCCAGAGGCCGAGACGCUGCUCUGCGUGUCGCCGGGGAACCUGGUGCUCAGUCCCUUGACCGCCUUCCCCGACGCCGCCUUCAACCACUGCGCGCAGUCACUCGCCCCGCGGGACCUGGCCGUGGUCUACGCACUCGGGCCCGUGUCCUUCCUUGCCAGCCUGGCCGCCUGCCUGGCGCUGGGCACCGUGAUCACCGCCUGCCGCACGCGCCGCCGCCGCCUCGCCGCCGCCCGCCGCCCACCGAGGAGACCGCCGGAUCCCGGGCCCUGCUCGGCCUCGCUCGCAGACACUGGGAGCCCCGCCGCCGCCGCCCAAGCCUGAGCGGGCUGCGGCUGCCCUCGAAUCUUCCCUGUAUGCCCUGCCCCCCUUCACACUCCCUGCAGGCGUCAACAAGCGACACAAACUGAAA